CACUUAAUAUGCGAUACAAAUGAAUCACAAGUCAAACACUUAGUUUUUGAUUAGAUGCACUCUUACACUCCCAUACGAUUCUGGCAGGAAAGCGCAGUAGUUUAUUCGAUACUUAAAUCGGUUAAGACACCAUUUGUUUUCUACAUAGCGGCAACAUCCACUUCGUUUCAUUCUCAAAAACUUACUGUUGCCAUCUCAUGUUUGGAAUCCACUCAAUCUGAAUACUCGAUCAAAGAACAACAUUAUCAACGCAUGCGCCAGACAAACAAGAAAUCAAUACUGGCAAUUCAAUUCUAAGGAAUUGUGCAUACGUAUUCUGCAUACUCCCCAUCAGCAAGAUCUUCAUACAGUUCUUUUGUCAUUCAAGGUGCUUUACUUCAUAGCUCCUUUUUUUGCAGCCUAG
This is a messenger RNA of Plasmopara halstedii, 403 nucleotides long. RefSeq lists its product as uncharacterized. The record is from RefSeq and is a predicted model, not a curated record. The transcript has a single exon. The coding region runs from base 55 to 297 and encodes 80 amino acids. Lineage: Eukaryota; Oomycota; Peronosporomycetes; Peronosporales; Peronosporaceae.